This is a messenger RNA of Knipowitschia caucasica, 1668 nucleotides long. The record is from the annotation of a GenBank genome assembly. NCBI's taxonomy places the organism in Eukaryota, Metazoa, Chordata, Actinopteri, Gobiiformes, Gobiidae.
AUGGAGCCAAGAUGGAGCCAAGAUGGAGCCAAGAUGGAGCCAAGAUGGAGCCAAGAUGGAGCCAAGAUGGAGCCAAGAUGGAGCCAAGACGGAGCCAAGAUGGAGCCAAGAUGGAGCCAAGACGGAGCCAAGGUGGAGCCAAGAUGGAGCAAAGAUGGAGCCAAGACGGAGCCAAAAUGGAGCCAAGAUGGAGCGAAAAUGGAGCCAAGAUGGAGCCAAGACGGAGCCAAAAUGGAGCCAAGAUGGAGCCAAGACAGAGCCAAAAUGGAGCCAAGAUGGAGCCAAGAUGGAGUCAAGAUGGAGCCAAGAUGGAGCCAAGACGGAGCCAAGAUGGAGCCAAGAUGGAGCCAAGAUGGAGCCAAGAUGGAGCCAAGAUGGAGCCAAGACGGAGCCAAAACGGAGCCAAGAUGGAGCCAAGAUGGAGCCAAGAUGGAGCCAAGAUGGAGCCAAGACGGAGCCAAAAUGGAGCCAAGACGGAGCCAAAAUGGAGCCAAGAUGGAGCCAAGAUGGAGCCAAAAUGGAGCCAAGAUGGAGCCAAGAUGGAGCCAAGACGGAGCCAAGAUGGAGCCAAGACGGAGCCAAGGUGGAGCCAAGAUGGAGCAAAGAUGGAGCCAAGACGGAGCCAAAAUGGAGCCAAGAUGGAGCGAAAAUGGAGCCAAGAUGGAGCCAAGACGGAGCCAAAAUGGAGCCAAGAUGGAGCCAAGACAGAGCCAAAAUGGAGCCAAGAUGGAGCCAAGAUGGAGUCAAGAUGGAGCCAAGAUGGAGCCAAGACGGAGCCAAGAUGGAGCCAAGAUGGAGCCAAGAUGGAGCCAAGAUGGAGCCAAGAUGGAGCCAAGACGGAGCCAAAACGGAGCCAAGAUGGAGCCAAGAUGGAGCCAAGAUGGAGCCAAGAUGGAGCCAAGACGGAGCCAAAAUGGAGCCAAGACGGAGCCAAAAUGGAGCCAAGAUGGAGCCAAGAUGGAGCCAAAAUGGAGCCAAGAUGGAGCCAAGAUGGAGCCAAGACGGAGCCAAGAUGGAGCCAAGAUGGAGCCAAGAUGGAGCCAAGAUGGAGCCAAGAUGGAGCCAAGAUUGUGCCAAAAUGGAGCCAAGAUGGAGCCAAGAUGGAGCAAAGAUGGAGCUAAAAUGGAGCCAAGAUGGAGCCAAGAUGGAGCCAAGACGGAGCCAAAAUGGAGCCAAGAUGGAGCCAAGAUGGAGCCAAGAUGGAGCCAAGAUGGAGCCAAGACGGAGCCAAAAUGGAGCCAAGAUGGAGCCAAGAUGGAGCCAAGAUGGAGCCAAGACGGAACCAAAAUGGAGCCAAGAUGGAGCCAAGAUGGAGCCAAGAUGGAGCCAAGAUGGAGCCAAGACGGAGCCAAAAUGGAGCCAAGAUGGAGCCAAGAUGGAGCCAAGAUGGAGCCAAGAUGGAGCCAAGAUGGAGCCAAGACGGAGCCAAAAUGGAGCCAAGAUGGAGCCAAGAUGGAGCCAAGACGGAGCCAAGAUGGAGCCAAGAUGGAGCCAAGAUGGAGCCAAGACGGAGCCAAGGUGGAGCCAAGAUGGAGCAAAGAUGGAGCCAAGAUGGAGCGAAAAUGGAGCCAAGAUGGAGCCAAGACGGAGCCAAAAUGGAGCCAAGAUGGAGCCAAGAUGGAGCCAAGAUGGAGCCAAGACGGAGCCAAAAUUAGGGUUAGGAAUUAG